Molecule: messenger RNA, 2676 nt
Organism: Camelus dromedarius (Arabian camel)
Lineage: Eukaryota; Metazoa; Chordata; Mammalia; Artiodactyla; Camelidae
Product: retinol dehydrogenase 12
Exons: 6
Coding region: 68-1060 (330 amino acids)
Source: RefSeq, a predicted model, not a curated record
CUUUGGCUAGUCCGUCCCCACCUUCUUUGUGGGCAAAGCUUCCACUGACAGGCCACCAUUCUCUGCUAUGUCACUGUGGUUUCUACUCAGCACCCCAGUCUGGGGUCCCGGCUCCGUCCUCCUCACGGUGGUCCUCCUGCUUAGACUAAGUGUGUGUAUCUGGCAUAAGUGUUAUCUCUGGGACCUCCAGCACUGCUCCACAGACCUGACCGGGAAGACGGCAGUGGUGACUGGGGCCAACAGUGGCAUUGGGAAGAGCGUGUCCCAGGAGCUGGCCCGCCGCGGGGCGCGUGUGAUCCUGGCCUGCCGCAGCCGUGAGCGUGGGCAGCAAGCCCUGGCCGAGAUACGAGCAGCCUCAAAGAGCAACCAGCUCCUGCUUGGUGAGGUGGACAUUAGCUCGAUGGCCUCCAUCCGGAGCUUUGCUCAGUGGCUUCUGCGCGAGCAUCCAGAGAUACACCUACUGGUUAACAAUGCUGCAGUCUGCGGAUUGCCCACAACACGUACCCCAGAGGGCCUUGAUGUCACCUUUGCCACCAACUACACUGGACCCUUUCUGCUCACAAAUCUGCUCCAAGGGGCCCUACAACGGGCGGGGGCAGCCCGAGUGGUCAACGUGUCUUCCUUCAGGCAAGAGAAAGGGUACAUUGACGAGGAGCACCUGACAGGGGCUGGUAGACCUUUGACCUUCAACCAGAACUAUGACUGCAGCAAACUGCUUUUGGCCUCAUUCACUGGGAAGCUUGCCCAGAGACUUCAAGGGACAGGUGUGACUGUGAACUCCGUGGACCCUGGCGUUGUGUACACGGAGAUCAUGAAGAAUUUCUCUUGGUUAUAUCGUUUCAUCUUCUGGCUCCUCAGCUUCUUCUUCAAGAACAGCAAACAGGGUGCAGUCCCAGUGCUCUACCUGAGCUUGGCAAAGGAGCUAGAUGGCAUUUCUGGAAAACAUUUUAGCAGUUCCGGUGUGAUAACUCUUGCCCCUAAAGCUGCCCGAGAUCCUCACGUGGCCCAAAGCCUCUGGGAUACUUCAGCCCGACUAACAAAUCUAGACAAGAUGGACUGACCUCUGUGACCCCUGCCCUGACUCGCCGCCUUCCCCCUGACUCCCAGCCCUCACUCGGAUUUUGCGUUCUGCUUGUCAGUUCCAAGGAACAAUCAGUCACCUUGUUGGGUGUAAUGACCACUUCCUCUUCCUGUUGGCUCCACGCAUGAGAGCUCAGCUUAGCCUGGGGACAGCUCCAGCUUCUACUUUAUAGCCAUUUCUCAGAUGGAAGUGUUCAUCUCUUGGGCACUAGGAUCUCCAAACCUACCGAGCCCCGUGUUCUGGUGACGGGGGAGUAAAGGUCCUUCCGGUGGUCUAUUAGGGUUCCUGGCUUUGUGGGAGGCAGCACCACAUAGUGUCCUCUGGCCCAAGGCAUAUACCACACGGCUGCAGGACAGCACCCCAGCUGCACAGGGUGUUGUCUCCCAGCUGGUACAGUAACUGCCCGGGUAAUGGUUCCAUCUUUCUAUCAGACCAGCUGCUCCUGGAUGCUGAGUCAUGUGAUAAGGCAGGUGAAUUCUCAGAGUGAGAGCCCACUACUUCUUUUCUGGGGUCUUUGUUCACCAGUAGAAGUUUUUUGUUUUUUUAAUGGUGGUGCUGGGUAUUGAACCUAGGACCUCGUGCAUGCUGAGCAUGCUGUCUGCCACUGAGCUGUACCCUCCCCUCAUCAACAUAAAUUUUGGAAUCAGCUUUUCAAAUUUCACACAAACAAGUCCUUUGGGGAUUUUGCUACAUCUACUUGGCAGGAUUGAUAUUUUUAUGAUAAUGUGUUGCCCUAAACAUGAACAAGGUGUACUUAUAUCUAUUUAAAUCUUAUUAAUACCUUCAUAAAAUUUUGAAUAAUUUUAUCCAUAAAGAUCGUGCGUAAGUCUUACUAUAAUUCCAGGUUCCCUGCUUUUUAGGCUAUUGGAAGUGGUAUUUUAAAAUUCGUAUAUUAAUCAUAUAUCAAACAACUUAAUUAAUUUCUCUAAUUCUAAUAAGUUAUCUGUAGAUUCUUUUGGUUUUUCCACAUAGAACAUCCCACCAUGUAGUGAUGAUAACAGAUUUAUUUCUUCCCUUUCAACUAUUAUGAAUCUUGUUUCUUUUCCCAGACCUUAAUUGAUUUUCUAGUAUUAAACCAAACUUGCUUUUAAACCAACUUGGUCAGAGUAUUACUUUCAUAUACAUUGCUAAAUUUAGUAUGCUCGUGUUUUGGUUUGGAACUUUUUACUACAUUCAUAAAUGAGACUGGCCUUUACUGCCCUUUCCCUUACUUGUAUUACCAUUGUCUGGUUUUGCUGUCACGGAUAUAUUCAUUUUGUAAAAUGAAUUUGGGAUUUGUGUUCAUCCAGGGAUAUCAUGUGAGAAGUAAAUGUCAAUUAAUUGAGGAUUAAAUAUGUACAAGAAACUUGACAGGGGAAAUAGCUGUGAGGGAAAAUGGGGAAGAAGCUGGGAGAAGCUGGGAGAAGCUGGGAGAUCCACCAGACUGUGAGACAAGGCUGACCCUGAGUGAAGGAGAGAAGGUUGGAAGGAGCUUCUUAGGGUGCGGUGUGGUAAUUUUUCCAUUUUAAACCUCCCGCUCUCGUUUUGAAAGUAUGCAGUCUAUUUCUGCUCUUUAUUGGUUAGUCUAAAAUUUUUAACCUGUAUGUUUAAUUUAA